This is a messenger RNA of Coccomyxa subellipsoidea C-169, 3099 nucleotides long. RefSeq lists its product as hypothetical. The coding region runs from base 1 to 3099 and encodes 1032 amino acids. The transcript is spliced from 5 exons. Lineage: Eukaryota; Viridiplantae; Chlorophyta; Trebouxiophyceae; Coccomyxaceae. The record is from RefSeq and is a predicted model, not a curated record.
AUGUGUGAUGUCUUCUCAUCAUUAGUUCCAGCAGGAGAGGUGCACUCGCGGCUAGAAGACUUACAGCGCAGGGGGCAGCGUCAGCAACGACGGCCCCAUGCUCCCAGCAAAGACCUGGAUUCUGCCAGGACCAACGUCUCUGACUCAACACAGUCAGCAACUGAACUUGAUGGCAGUACAUCCGCCGAUGCCACAGCCCAGUCUGGCAGCGGCUCUCGUAGAGACCUUGAGGCCAGCCAAAAGGAUGAGGCGCAAGGGUCUGCCAAUGGUCAGCCCACCAAGCAGUCAGAGGCAGCAAUCGAGGCCGACAUGCAUAGAAGCUCUGAGAUUGCUCAGCCUGCUGCAGAGCCAUCCACAGGCCAGGCAGGCGAUGAGGGAUUGUGGGCAGACAUGGCAGAGGAAUAUUGUGGCACUGAGGAGGAGCACCUGGAGGCAGCUCUGCAUGAGGACACCAGAAAUGGGCAGACGUGCGGGGUCAGUCCAGCGGAUAGCGCUGAGGGUGACAGCGAGGCUGAGAGGAAUCGCAGGGCAGCGCAAUUCUUCAGGGCUGCACAGCAGACCAUGGCCCAGCAGCGCGCAGCCGCUAUCGACGGCGUCGGCUGCUUCUCAAUCUGCAAAGAGGCGCCAGCCGGCCUAGAGCACGUGCAAUCAGGCAUCACACAAGAGAUGCUGGCCCUGGCGCUCGAUGAGAGCGUGCAGCAGAUGAAUACAUCUCCUUGGGUGCCCGGCGGCCACCCCAGCACAUCAGCAGACGCCGCUGCUGAAGGAGGCAGUGUGGAGCGCUCGGCCGCAUCGGCACAGGAGGCCAGAUACAAACAGCGGAUGAUGCCGCAGGAGUGGGUGGCGACAGAUAACCUCCUCCUGACACCUCAGAUGGGAGGUGUGCCGAUGCGGCCGGUGUCGCCACAGCCCGUACCGGGCAGCAAGCCCUUGGAGAAGCGGCUGGAGGGGCAUGUGGAGUCAAAGAGCGCCCCCCACACGCACCGGAGCAACACCGGUACUAGCAGCGGGGGCGACAGCGGAAUGUUCUCAAUACAGAGCCUGGACGGCCCUUCAGCCACGGACGCUGCAGGGCACCCGCCUGGGAGCAAUGAGCAGGCGUCAAAAGAGCACCCCUCAGCCUCAGCCCCAGCAGCUGCGGCGCAGCCGGGAGCCACCGCAACACAGCUGCCGCCAGCUGCCGUGCUGGAUACGGCCAUGCCGCCAAGCAUCCAGCAGACAGUGACAUUGGGAGAGGCCGCGCUAGCACCGCACUCCCAGCUUGCGGGGUCCAGCGCUGCAGGGAGCUCGCGUGCCUCCGCUACAGAGGAUCAGCGUGCGGCAGGAUCCUCAGAUGAGCGUCAGACGGCGCUUGGGCAGCUCAGCGGCGGCGAUGCACCGCCGCCAACACAGCAGCCGCGCACUCCGCGCAUCGGCCUAUCCGCCAUCCUGGACAGCGAGGCCGAUAAGCCGGGAUGCAGCCGCGUGCUGAGCAACAUCCCGUCGGUGUCACCCCAGCCGCCAGUGCAGCGCCAGCACGGCGGAGGUCUGAACCUGUGGCUGGGACGCAACCUUCUGACGGCUGAUGACGUGGCGGCGCGCGUGGCGGCGGCCGGUGCAGCUCAUGCAGCGAUUGUUGCAUCAGGUAGGGCGGCGGUGGCUGCAGCAGCGAAAGCGGCGGCCGCUGCAGCAGAUCAUUCAGGCGGCAAGCCUGGAAGUGUUCCCUUCAGCCUGAUCUCAGAGCUGUGGCCCGAGUCAGAGUACAGCAUCACAGCAACAGAGACGCCUGCUGAGUUGCCCACUUGCAAUGCAGAUGCUGCAGCAGCCCAUGCAGGCAGUGGCUCUGGCCGCGAUGCUUUCAGCCUGAGUUCAGAGCUGGUGCCAGAGGAAGUAUACAGCAUUGCAGGAACAGUAACGCCUGCUGGCUUGCCCGUCCGCAUUUCAGAUGCUACCGCUGUGAGCACAGAGGAUGCUGCAGCAGCUGAUGCAGCCAGUGGCUCUGGCCAAGUUGCCUUCAGCCUCAGCUCAGAGCUGUCACGAGAGGAAGCAUACAGCAUUGCAGGAACAGGAUCGCCUGCUGACUUGCCUGCUCCCAUUGCACAUGCCGCACGUGCAGAUGCCAAUGCAGCCAGCGGCUCUGGCCGUGUUGCCUUCAGCCUGAGCUCAGAGCUGUCAGCAGAGGAAACGGACAGCGUUGCAGGAUCAGGAACGCCUGAUGACAGGCCCGCUCCAGCCGCAUCUGGAGACCCCAGCAGGGAGCAUGCACCAGCAGGGACCGGUCACUGCAAGCCCCCACCUGACGCAGCGACAUCUUUGGAAUCUGGAGAGAGGAUCGGUGCAGCAAAGCGGGAAGAGAGCGGUCCCACGUUUGCCCCAGGCACCGGCAAGAUGCCCAUUCAGCCGGCCACGAGCGGCCUGACAGCGCAGUUGCGCGGCAAGGCGGCGGCCUCCGGGCCCGGGGGGCAACAUGGGGCUGACGGGGACAAGGUGGGCGCGUUCUGGCCGAAGGGCGGCAGGAAGCGGGUGGUCAAGCAGACGGCGUUGUUGGGCACCUUCAGCCCGGCGGAGUCAGCCGGGGACGAAUUCGAAGACACCCCCGACAAGCUUUUCGGGUCCAUGUCCCUCGGCAACUGCACGCCACUCAGCUCAGAGGCCGCAGAGACAGCAGCAGGGCGUGAGAUGGGCGCUGGCACGAGUGAGAUGCAGCAGAUCCCUAUUACAGGGAUUGCAGACGAGCGCACAGCACAGGUGCACGUACAGGUGGAAAUGCAGGCAGCAGGUCCGUCGGAUGAGGAGUCAGAGGGCCAGCCGCUGAGUCAGCAGGCAGGCAAUGGAAAUCUAGAGGGAGAGGGUGAGAUGGAUGAGGCGCUGUCUGUCAUGCGGAGCGCUGGUGCAGAGGCAGAGGUCAGUGGCUGCAUGGCAGAUUCAGCGUCAGCAGCUGAUGACGAGGACAUGAGUAAGGAUGAAGAGAUUGUGUACGAGAUGGACCCUCAGCAGCCGCUCUGCUGGUCGCCCUCACUUUCACGCAUGCUGGAGGAGACAGUGAGCUCGCUCUUUGCUGCCACGCCACCCAAGAUGCCUGGCGAGGCAGGUGAUAACAGCGCAGAUGCAGAGACAUAG